Molecule: messenger RNA, 2108 nt
Organism: Osmia bicornis bicornis
Lineage: Eukaryota; Metazoa; Arthropoda; Insecta; Hymenoptera; Megachilidae
Product: homeobox protein Nkx-2.5-like
Exons: 3
Coding region: 501-1607 (368 amino acids)
Biological process (GO): cell differentiation; regulation of transcription by RNA polymerase II
Cellular component (GO): nucleus
Molecular function (GO): DNA-binding transcription factor activity, RNA polymerase II-specific; RNA polymerase II cis-regulatory region sequence-specific DNA binding
Source: RefSeq, a predicted model, not a curated record
CCGUGACCAUCCCCUGCCAGAUUGGAUCUCGCUUGACAUUUAAACUGUUGUAAUUCGUGAAACGAGACGAACGUGUGUCAACAUCGGUUCGUAACGAGCUCACUUGGAUUUUAUAGUUUCUCCAUGCUGUUCGUGCCGCGUUUACGUCCCCCUUUUAUGACGUUUCGAGUGCGAUUAACCCUCGACUGACAACUGUUUCGAUUCUCAAGGAACAGGUCUCUUCGAGUGUUCAUUUUACGAUUUUUACUUACAACUGUUCUUCGAUGACCGCGUCGUAAAGUGCCAGGAUUAUUAAAUUCUCAGUGUCGUCCUUUGUGUCGAAGAUCGAAGAUUAUUACCCAUAAAUCGUUGGUACCUUGGAUAUUUGGAUACUUCGAUUAAUUCCUCGUUCAUCGAAAUAAUUUGUCAGUGUAUUCUAAGAGUGACAGUGUUACUGUUUCAAGGAUACCAUUUUGUAAAAGUGAAGUUCGAACGCGAACAAUCCUCGAGGAUGCAUUAAAAUGUUGUCUUCCUCGAUCUCCGGAACACCCUUCAGCGUCCGCGAUAUUCUCAGCGAGGAUCAGCAACUCGGCAUCAUGGAUUGCUACCCUCCGCCUCAUCAUCAACACCAGAUCCAACAGCAACACAUGCCUCAGGACUAUUACGGUUACAAUAUCGUGCCGGAGAACAAUUGGGAUGUGGAGAAAUUCAAAGAACAAUCGAUGCCGAAUUAUCCUCAUUACCCGGACUUGAGUCAUGUUCACCAGUUGACUCAGAUGUCUCAACCGUAUCCAGAAUCGUCGGUUACAGAGGAUGGUAACGUAGUUACUUCGAGCAAGACGGAGCUGAGGAAGAGCCAGUCUGGGAAGAGGACCAAGCGGAAGCCAAGGGUGCUGUUCUCACAGACACAAGUUUAUGAAUUGGAGCAACGAUUCAAGCAGCAAAGGUACCUAAGUGCCCCAGAAAGAGAGCUCCUAGCCCAGACGUUAAAACUAACCAGCACCCAGGUGAAGAUCUGGUUCCAAAAUCGCCGAUACAAGAACAAAAGAGCCAGAUUGGAAGACGCGGAGAAACUACAAGCCCAAAAUAUGAAAAAUCAAUCCCUGAAGAAAAUCCACGUGCCAGUAUUAAUUAAAGACGGAAAGCCAAAUUUGCAAGAGCCCUACAACCCUCCUUAUUGGUCAAACAUCAGGCCAGAUUUGAGCGUUUCCAUGCAACCGGACUUCAGGAUGAACGAUAUUCGUCUCAGUUCUGAAUUCAGGCCGACGAAUGGCGACGCGAACAUAAGUCCCGAGUUCAAACCGGAAAUAACCCCCGAGCUGUGCGGAAAAUCGAACUUGAACAGCGAAAUGCAAACCUACCCUCGACCUAGUGUUCACGAUUGUCACAGACAGAUCAAGACGGAAUAUAAGGCGAACGAAAAUGGCAACGAGGUGUCGCCAUUUCCGGAUCUGAAGAACAUCCCGACGGAUACGAAACCGAUGAUCUGCGACGGAAGACCGAUAAUGGACGUGACCAGCAGCGACUAUGGGUACUCGAAUUAUCUGGGACCAGCUAAUUAUCAGAUGCAAUACGUAAAUUACAUGGAACAGGUGCCCAUGGAUCAAAAUUUGCAGCGACUAUGGUAGGGUCCAAAAAUUUGGUACCUCUGAACUCUUGUGUCGAUAAUUCAAUGUUCGUUAUAUUCUUUAGAAAUUUUUACAUUCAUAUCCUUCUCAUUUAUAUAAAAAUCAUGAAUGUGCAAAUUGUUUCAAUUAAAUGAAAUUGUCAAUGUUUGAGAUUUCAUCAGUUGUGAUUAAUAAUAUCAGAAAUUUAAUAUCGUAUUAAUAAGCUACUAUCAUAAAUUUUCCCAAAAAAGUACAAUUUAUAGCUGGAAAUCUCAAAUAUUUGAAUUAUGAAAGGGAGAGCGACGUUACCAAAGCAGGUAGCCAAAGAAUAAUCAUUUAAGGUGUAACUUUUAAUCAUCGCGAUUCGAUAGCUUUAAGUUCGAGAUAGUUAGAAGUUAAGGCCGAUUGGCAGCUGUGUUUUAUAUAUAUAUAUUUUUUUGUUUUCUCUCUUUUAGUUAGAUAAGUUACCCUCUUCGAAAUAGUAACGCACCGCUCAAGAGGCCCGAACGGAAAUUGCUUCAA